AUGAUACAAUAUACUGCGUUUUCAUUACUCUUAUUUAUUCUAUUAACCAUAUCUAAUUUGGUAUGGGGAAUAAAAUUUGAUCUUCCGGCAACCCCUUCGAACGCAUUAACACCGAAAUGUAUUUCACAAUACGUUUACACUGAUACUUUGGUUGUAGCAACAAUUAAGAUUGGAGUUGGAUAUAAUCAAAUAGUAGAUGUAAAGAUAACUGAUAAUAGUCCCGCUCAUAAUGAAUAUGGUGGUAAAAAAGAUAUUGAAGAGGAUACUCGUUUAGCUUUUACUACACAUGCUGAUGCAGAUGUUUCAAUUUGUUUUACAAAUACUCUAGAUGAUGAAUUUCGUCCUGAUCCAAAAUAUCGUCGUACAAUUGAUUUGGAUAUCGAUGUGGGCGCUGAAGCUAUUGAUUAUGAUGCAUUAGCUAAAGCCGAGAAAUUAAAACCUAUAGAUGCUGAAUUAAGAAAGUUAGAACAAGUCGUUCAAGAAAUCGUUGAUGAAAUGGAUUAUUUACGAAAACGUGAAGCAAGAAUGAGAGAUACGAAUGAAUCUACGAAUGAACGUGUUAAAUGGUUUAGUCUUGGUAGUAUGAUUGUAUUUGUAGGUUUAGGAGGUUGGCAAAUUAUAUAUCUUAAAAAAUUCUUCCAAAGAAAAAGAUUAAUUGAUUAA
Funneliformis geosporum is the source of this 663-nucleotide messenger RNA. Lineage: Eukaryota; Fungi; Glomeromycota; Glomeromycetes; Glomerales; Glomeraceae. The record is from the annotation of a GenBank genome assembly.